Molecule: messenger RNA, 3216 nt
Organism: Sesamum indicum (sesame)
Lineage: Eukaryota; Viridiplantae; Streptophyta; Magnoliopsida; Lamiales; Pedaliaceae
Molecular function (GO): protein binding; mRNA binding
Source: RefSeq, a predicted model, not a curated record
AAACGAGUCAAGAGCAUAAGAAAAACGAACAGCAAACGGCGAAGUUCUCCUGGGCAGGGCGCACCACCUACACCUCGGCGGCUACACCGCUUCCACCCUCCGAUUAUUGGAUGUUGGGUUGCUGCGGAGGAUGAGGAAAGUUGUUCCGGGUCAUCUGCUAUUUUCUCAGAAGAUCUACAUUAAAUUAAGUACUACCCAUUUUCAUCAAACCCCGCUUCUGUUUUGCUUAGUACAUCGGUAUUUCUCUACAAAAUCAGUAUCAAAGUGCACUUUGGGGGAGAAAUUCAAGCUUGAUGUUGGCACUAUUAAUGGGUUGAAUGAUGCUUUGAGUGUGUAUAAAAAAAUGGUCAAAAUGAACCCACGGCCCUGUGUGCGCGAAUUUAAUAAGCUGCUUUCGCAUAUUGUCAAGCUAAGAGAAUGUUCCACCGCCCUUUCCCUUUUCAAAGAAAUCCGCAUUUUAGGGAUUCCAGUUAGUGAGUAUACCAUGAGUAUCGCCGUUAACAGUUAUUGCAUUUCCAAUCGGGUCGAUUAUGGAUUUUCACUUUUGGGUUGGUUUUUUAAGCUUGGUUAUGUACCCAGUGCAACUACCUUCAGCCCCUUGUUGAAGGGUUUGUUUCGAGGAAAUCGGGUUGAUGAGGCACAAGAAUUGUUUAAAAAGAUAGUAAGUGAAGAAUUGUGUGAACUAAAUGUUGUUGUGUAUGGGACUGUGAUAGAUGGACUUUGCAAAGCGGGCAAUACUGCCAGGGCAUUUGAGCUGUUCAGAGUUAUGGAAAGAGGGAGUUGUAUGCCCGACACCUAUAUAUACAGUACACUUAUUAAUGGCUUAUGCAAGGACAGGUUGAUAGAUCCUGCUGUGAAACUUUUCUAUGAAAUGCUUGAAAAGGGCAUCGUCCCGGAUGUUGUAACUUACACCUCAUUACUUCAUGGCUUAUGCAGUCUGAGUCGACUGCAAGAGGCUAAAAUCCUAAUGAAGGAGAUGUUGGGUUGCAAAGUUUAUCCUGAUUUGAUCACAUUCAAUAUCGUGAUUGAUGCCUUAUGUAAGGAAGGGUUGGUGGAUGACGCAGAGGAUGUAGCUCGCAUCAUGAUACAGAAUAAUGUGGUUCCUGAUAUAAUCACUUACAAUUCAUUGAUGGAUGGAUACUGUUUGCAAAGCCGAUUCGAUGAUGCAAGGAAGGUUUUUGAGUCUAUGGCUGGUAAGAGCAUUGUUCCUGAUAUUUUCAGCUAUAACAUCUUAAUAAAUGGGUAUUGCAAGGGGAUGAAAAUUGAUUAUGCCUUGCAUCUCUUCCGCGAGAUGGCACAAAAAGGGUUGGCGGCAGAUGUGACUACUUAUAACACCAUAUUACAGGGGCUGUUCUGUGACUGCAGAUGUUAUGCUGCACUAGAGCUAUUUGAUGAGAUGCAAGUUGUGGGCCAAAAACCUAAUUUUUUUACUUACUGUAAUAUGUUGGAUGGUCUAUGUAGGAAUGGUCAUGUCCAACGAGCACUCUUGUUUUUAGAUGAACUGGAGAAAAAGGGAUUAGAUCUUCACAUAAAUUACUACAAUAUCGCAAUUGAUGGAUUGUGCAAAGCUGGAAAACUUGAUAAUGCACGAGCUCUUUUCAGCUCCCUCCCGUCUAAAGGAUUGCAACCUGAUGUUGUAACAUACGGUGCAAUGAUAAAGGGGUAUUGUCAAGAAGGUCUACUAGUGGAAGCUAAAAAUAUUCUUAUGAACAUGAAACUCAAAAGCUGCUUACCAAAUAGUCUUAUCUACAAUGUUAUUGUUCGAGGAUUUCUUGCGAAGGGUGAAUUUGGUGAGGCCGCAACAUUUCAUGAGGAAAUGGUUGACAGAGGGUUGUCCCCUGAUUAUUCUACAUUGACAUUGUUGCUUGAUUUAUGGCGGACGAGAGAAAAUAAUCUUACUCUUCAUAAUAUGAUUCAGAAAUUUGCGCCAGAGAACACAAUGUUGUAAUUGGAGGAGGAAAUCUUGCUUGAAGGUUUUGAGGAGAACCUGAAUUCAAAGCUUGGUUUCUUCUGGUCGUUCCAACGAUGAAUCAUGUUCAUUUAAAUGCGCGCACUACUUGAGGAUGGCUGAGCAAAUGAAGUUUCCAAACUAAAACCUUUUCUUUGGCAAAUUUUGAGAUCUGGAUAUGCUUCUUGAAGUCUCCUCUGAGUUUCUGCAUCGAAAGUUGGCAAGACUCUCUUAUAUAUGUGGUAACCAUCUGGAUGACGGUUACAGUUCGUACAUAUAAUAUCCGAAGAUGAUAAAGAGGAUCCAUGAAGACCCUGCAUAUUACUGCAUUCUACAAUUUUGUAUUAAGAUCUUCCACACCUGCAUGUAAGUUGUCUUUGGAUUUUGCACUAUCUUUCCAUUCAACAGAAGGUAUUCUUUGUCAGAAAGCCCUGAGGAAAAUAAAUGGACGAAUAUGUUGUGGUGAUCCCAUAGUAUUUGGUAUGUUUCUGGGUAGAUGUAUCACAACUCAUGUGACUGCAACAAUUCCGUUGCGAACUGGAAUUGCUUUAUCAUUGGUGAAGGAAGCUCCUAUAAAGAACUUAUCUAAAUUGAGAGCAUUCUGGAUUGAAUUUUGAGAAUAAUCUGACAAUGAUGAGUUCUGCCCUGUUGAGCAAGUGAGUGAGUGAGUUUAAGAUGGAUAAUGAACUCUUCAGAAUUCUAUAGAAUGUCUGUGAAUUAAGUGCUUUAGCUACUGUGUAUGUUGUCAAGCUUCUUGUGGCAGCUGCAAGUACAUCAAACGGGGUGCAAACUAUGCAGGUGAUCUGGUAAUCGUGAAGCUCCAGUUUCCUCUGAAACACAAGUACUUGACGAAUACGGUGGACAACUCGAGCGUGCUGGACAGCUAUAUGACUGUUGGCUUCUCAAUUUUCCCAAAACUGGAGUUAUAUUAUAGGUAUUUCAAACCAGAAAUAAGGAUUCAAGACUUGAAGCCAUUCUUAAGUACACUGCUGCUGCUGCUUCUUCAGAAGUUGACUCAAUCUUUUGAUGUCCAGAGCUUUUGCUUUUGUAUUAUUAAUAAACUGUGGGGAAGCUCAACUAUGAGAUUUUACUCAUCUCUUGUUGCAUUUCCAACGCUGCAUAUUACUUUUGACACUUUUGAGCAUCAACAAAAUUCUACCCAUGUAUUAAUCAAAUGUUUGAUUUGUUCAGCUCUUGUUGGGAUGUGCUUGGACAGUAAUUCUGCCAUAUAACAUCAUAUAUACACACACACACACAUAAUUGUGUGU